Molecule: messenger RNA, 6193 nt
Organism: Plectropomus leopardus (leopard coralgrouper)
Lineage: Eukaryota; Metazoa; Chordata; Actinopteri; Perciformes; Serranidae
Gene: rbm33a
Product: RNA binding motif protein 33a
Molecular function (GO): RNA binding
Source: RefSeq, a predicted model, not a curated record
ACACAGCUCGGCCAUGUUUGUAUUCUGGUCGUGAAUAGAAAUCACUGCCGCAUAGGAGCUGUCUUCUAAUCAGUCUCGCCUUUUGUACCGUCAAUAUGGUGAAGAAAUACUAAAGAUUAAAUGCACACUGCAGUCCUGUAGCUAAACUCUAAGCGGGACGCGCCUUCCACCAUGGCAGCCAACGCGCAGGAUUUUGACUUCGAUGAAUAUGACAAACCUGGUGCUGAGCGGUCACGCAGGAGAAGAGGCGAAGAUGAUGAUCUAGAGAGUGAUUUGGAAGAGGAAUUGUUGGAGGAGGACUGGCUGACAGGUAAAAAGAAUCCAUCAGAAGCAUCAGAUGAAGAGCUGAAUGAUGACCUUCUACAAAGUGAUGAGGAAGAUGUUAAUGUGAGCGGUCAGAAUGUGAGCCUCAAUGCCUCAUACAGCCUAGGCACAUCCUAUCACCAGCAGGACAACUCGCAGGAAGCAGACUACACAGAUGACGUUGUGAACCUGGGUGCAGACGGCUGUGAAGAAGGGGAUGUAGAGGAGGAGGGGUACCAGCAAGAGGGGGAAGAGGAGUACACGCAGGAAUACAGCCAAGACAACACAGGGAUGCCUGAAGACCAAAUGGAUUACACUGGAGAGCUAGCUGAGGGUGACGACGGCUAUCAGGAUGAAGUGCUAGACAUCCAAAUCAAUGAGCCCUUAGAUGGUGAAUUUCAAGAUGAUGACUACCAAACCUCCUAUGAUGGUGAGCGUCUGGAUAAACAUAGAGUCCAACAGGAGGAGGUCCCAGAGGAGGAGCAGCAGGAGAUGGGGGGAGGAGAGCAGCAGGAAGAUGAGGAGGAGGAAACAGCCAAGGGCUUUGACACAGAGGAGGUUGAAAAUGAAGCUGCGCCUGAAGAACAAACAAAGGAGGAAUCGGACGAGGAGGAUGAGGAAGAUGAAGAGUCUGGUCGCAUACGGUUCAAAUCAGAGAGAAAGGACGGUGCUGUUGUGCGGUUGGCUGAUGCAGGCAGUAAAAGGAAGGACAUCCCGGAAACACUAGAGCUGUCAGAGAAGGCCAAGCAAGAUCUGAUGGAGUUUGAGGAACAAGAACGGCAAAAGAGACAAAAUCGAUAUGGAGGCCGAGGCAUGCGAGGAGGAAUGCGAGGCGGCAGAGGAAGAGGAGGCUUCCCACACUAUGGCAUGGGGGAUUUUAGAGGAAACAGAGGAAGAAUGAAUGACCAGAGGCCCCCUCUAAUGGGAAACAUGGGCAUGCAGCAGCCAUCCUCCCGAAUGCAUCUUCCCCAUCAGCCUCAUCAGCAGCAACUGCACUCCCAGCAGCAGCACUCUUCACGUCCAAGAGGACCUCCUCCCUUCCAAGAACAUGGGCGCCCAAUAGUCCAGCAGCCCCUUCAGCCCCUCAUUCCCCCGCACAUGGCUCACCGCUCCCCACCGCUGCGGCCCCAGAUGGAGCCGCCACCACGAAUGAUGAGCCCCCCGCCACCCAACUUCCCCCAGCAUCACCAGCAGCAGCCUCCACAACCCAAAAACAUCCACAUCAACCCCCAUUUCAGAGGGCCCACAUCAUCCUCUGUGCAAGUGCCCUUGAUGCCUCCUGCUCAGAGCCAGCCCAGACCUGCUGUGGGUCCUCAGAGGUUCCCUGGACCGGGAGACUUCCAGCAGCACAUGUCGGGUAAUUUUGGUCAGCCCCAGCGGCCCCCUCAUCACAUGGAGCCCUUUAGGAAUCAGCCACCUCAAGGCCCCCAAGACAGAGAGCCCCUCUUUAUGGGAGAGCACACAGAGUCAACACAAUUUCCAGGGCAGCACAUGUUUGAUCACCAGGGCCCUACUCCUCUUAUGAACAACCUCCACCAGCACCAGCAGCAGCAGCAGCUGCCUGGCCAGGGCCAAAUGGGUUUUGGCCCCCCAGGACCAGCCUUCAACCAGCCGGGCCAGGGUCCUUUAGGACUUUUUCAGAGAGAACCCCCAAGACCCAACCUCCCUCUCCACCAAGGUCAUCAGGGGAUGGUCGGCUUGAAUCAACAAGGUGGCCCCCCCAACCAGCCCAGGCCCUUCAUGGGCCCUCGUCAGCCGUUUGGCCAGCAGGGAAACCUUUUCCCCCCUCCACAAGUUCCAUUUGGGAUGCAGGUACGAUUAAGAGGCUUAAUGCAUGGCCCUCCUGUCUCCCAGCUUCCGCAUCACGAACCCAUGCCAUCCCAUCAACCCAUGCACCAGCAGCAGCAGCAUCAUAGGCAGGAGUUACCCCAUCAUCAGCAACAUCUAAAUGUCAAUGAGCCGCGCCCCAUGAUGCACCAUGGCCAGAAUCCUUUCCAUCAACAGCAGGCGCAUGGUAGCCCGAGGCAGAUGAUGCCCCGCCCUCAGAACCCCCAACAGCGCAACAUGUCCAACAGGAUGAACGCACCUGUCUCCAAGCAAAUGCAGCAGCGCAACAGCAACCUCCGGGAGCUCCCGGUAGCACCUGGCAACACAAACAUGAGCACUGCCCGCCCCGCCGCCAACAUUAGGCCUGUUGCUAAGGCAACACUAGGGGCGCGUCCUGGGCCGAACACUCAGCUCGUGCCUGAUGGUGGCAGAGGAAGAGGCCAAGUUGCUGCCAAGAUCGAAUCACAGCCUGGGGGACCAGGCAGGACAGUCAGUGGCAAAGAAAUCCCAUGCACACCAUCCAGCAAGGCACCACAGGACCCUGAUGAGGACGAGGAGACACGGCAGUACCGACUGAAGAUCGAGGAGCAGAAGCGCCUGAGAGAGGAGAUCCUGAGGAGAAAGGAAAUGCGUCGGCAGAUGCAGGCUGGCAUCAGAAAGAAGGAGCUGCUGGACAGGCUCAGCUCCCAGGCUCCGACCCAAGCCUCAGCUCCGUCACAGAUUCAACCCUCACAACAAAAUCAGCCACACCCUGUACAACAGCAAGCACCGCAACCACAGCAGCAACAACAGGAACAAAAACAGCUGCAACAGUUACCGCCACAACAGCAGAGACAGUUGCCUCAGAGAACACAACAAUCAUUAAAUCAAUCAUUAAAGAAUCCUAAUCAAGCGACCCCUAUCCCUCCAAACGGCAGUGCUCAGAUCCCUACACCACGUCCCAAUGUCAAGACACGCCUGCAGAUGGCGAAAGGUAGCACCCAGCAGCAACAGACUCCUAGGCCUGGUCCGGGCCAGCAAUGGGAACCACUCCAACAGAAUCAGCAGCAGCUUCAACAACAACAACAACAGCGAAGGAACAGUGCUGUGAACGCUAACAGACCUGGUGCUUUGAUCCAGACCAAUCAGGUCCCCCAAAAGAACAUACCUGUAACUCCCUCUAUGGGCCCUGGCCUGGCUCAGACUCCGACACAAGGACCUAAACUUGGAGCUAAAAGAACUGUGAUGCAGCGGGCCAAGAAUUCUAGUUUCGAAGGCCAGCAGGUGCCACAAAAAGUCAGAGUCGUCAAACUUUCAGGAACGAGUGGAAAGGGGCCAAUAGCAGCUGGCAGCCCAGUGCAGCAACAAGGCACCUGGUCAACAAUCCCGCUCAACCAAAGGAAGGUGACCAUGACAGGGCAGCAGCAACAGGGACCCGGAGGAACACCACAUGCUGGCCGAGGGGUCAUGAGUAGCCCACAGCAAAAUAGGGUUGUUGUGUCGGGCCGGGGCCGAGGUAGAGGGGGUGGUCAGAUGGGUCGAGGUCGGCCGAUGUCCACGAGACAGAGCCAAAGAGGAGCGGAGAGCGAACGUUGUACCGUGUCCAUAGAGGGCCUCUCUUCAUCCACAACCGACGGUCAACUGCAGAAUCUUCUCAGGUCCAUCGGCCCCAUUGAGAUGUUCAAAAUGAUGCCCCAGCAGAGGAAAGCAAUUGCCAAAUUUUCCAGUCCCCAGCAUGCAGCAAGUUUUCAAAUGAGCUUCCACAGGCACAUGAUUGAUUUGUCCCACAUUGAUGUGUCGCUGAUUGAUGGAUGAGGAGCGCAAUAGAACCAGGGAGAUCUCUUAAAAGAAGUCAUUUUCUCCCAACGUGGGAGCCUCUCCGUCACAGCUUCAACAUGGCGUAGGAAUAUUUCCUCAGCUCUUUGGGGUUUCACACAGUCAACGCCUCUGCACAGAAGCAUCAUUUAUCUCUUUUCAACUUGGAACAGUGAACAUAAAGACCUUAGCUGCAAAGCAUGCCAUUGUUUGACUUUGUCUACCAAUUGUCCAUUGUUGUAAAAUGGCACUGGAGAGACACUGGACAGUUAAUCCUACUUUGAUGUAGUUUGUGAAGAAUGUUUUGUGCGUCUAACACGGACACUAAGUAGAGUUCAUCAUGGGAUAAUGGUUGCUCCCCUCCUCAGAUUCAUUAUUAAAACUAAACUAAACUCUAUCAUUCUGGUUUGACCACUCCAUAAUAGUUUUUUACUAUUUGCGGCUCGCUGUCUGGUGCGGAUGCAGGAAAUGGUUGUGGCAGACUGUGGCCAGCCCAUUCUCAUAGCAGUCUUUCUCCCCCUCUGUAGAUGGCAGUAUUUCAUCACUAAUGGUGCUUUAUAUUUUCAACUCAAGCCCACUGUCAGGUAGAGAUGAGUCUCCAAGCAGUUUUUGGGUGAAUGGCACUACCUAGUGGAGAACUUGCAUGCAGGCGCAGAGGUGGACAAUUUAACAUUCGACACAUAGCAAUGACCGGGACCAAACUGGCAUUGGAUGUACAAUAAUAAAUGAUAAUUUUUUUCUAAUUUCCCAGUGGUUUUAGGAGUUGUAAAUGUUGUGAUUUUUGUGUAGUUUUUGCUUUUCAGUUUUAGUGCUGCUUCUGGGACAGAUAGUUCAGAUCAUCUCUCGUUUUGGUUGGUCGUUUGGUGUUGCUCCUCGUUCCAAAUGUUAUUAGAUCUUUUAACUGUUACCUGGAACCCAUUUUGGAAUAACCCUCUUAUGCAUUUUGGAUGUGUAUUUUAGUUGUGUGUCUGAUUACGGAGUUGUUAGAUUUAGGUUUAUAAUGUGAGUGUGAAUUGAGGGAAUGUGUAUGUAUGUUUUUUGAACGUUUUUUUUACAAUUGCAAAUUAAAAACAUUUUUUGGGAGGCUUAAUAUUCAUCAUAUAUUUGGUCCGUCAGACAGAAUUGCUCUCGAUUCUUGUCCUGGAUACAUUUCUGUACAUUUUUGUCAGGAUAUACAUUAGGCUUCCUCAGUUCUGGUAUAAUUGAUCCGUGUGACUAUCAAUUGCCUCAUCACUACGCUGCAUGGUGUACCUGGAAAAGCACUUUGAACAGUUUUCCUUCACAAGCUGAUAAUAUGGACAUUUGGCAGUAGACCAGAAAAGUAAAACAAAUUCCCUGUAUUACUUUGCCCAAAUUGAGUCCCCUAAUUACAAUAACAUCCUUCAUAUCGAAUCAGUCAUUGAUAUCGUACACCCACUUAAAAUACAUUUCUGUAAGCACAAUCUCCAUUACAUCACUUUAAUUUUCUGAGCAUGUGCCCUUGUUUGGCAAGUGCUACAACAUCACUUAAAUCCUUAAAUUUUCUAAAUAAUUAAUUUCCAUGUCUGGCUUAGUUUUAUUUUAUGAGACAUCAUUAUUAAACUAAAUAGAGCAAGUUAGGCUCAUUUGCUUAUUCUCAUAAUUCCAUGAUUUUUGUCCCUUUUUUGUCUCUGCCGAAUUUAAAGUUGUUACGCGAAAACAUCUCUUUAAAAAUAUUUCAACAUUAUUAUCCUUGUUUCCCAGUAAUUGAAGUUCAGAAGUGAAUCUCGUGUACAUUACUAACAGGACUGUGACAAAGGAAGCUGAGGGGGCAACCAUUAUCUAUGUAAUAAUCAUGUACAUAAGUAGACCAGAACUUUCUCUCAAUAUUUAUCCAGUUGACUUUUUUUGAGCCAUUCUUAACAAAUGUUGUAUCAAGUUAAACAUUUUAUAUGUAAGGAUAUGCUGAUGUGUCCAGACAUAAAUCAUUUUACUGGUGUUUUGUUUCUAAUUUAGAGCUAAAAUGAAGAAUGACUGGACCACAUUUCUGUUUAGAAAAGACAAAAAGUUUAAGGGAAAAUAAAAACAUGGCCAAUAUACCGUGAACCUGCAGGUAUGUGAAGCCGGUUAAACUUUAGCCCAAAGAGUUGUGGUUGUGUGAUAUGUCCAUGUGUCUGGUGCCUUUACGAUGAAUAAUCUUUCUUAUUUGUGCUGCAUUUUUAUUAUUUUAUGUAUUCUGUAAGUCCGUGGGUAAUCAAUUUGCAACAUAUCACAUAUACUUAUUAAACACGUUGUAUGGCAAGAAAUACUA